CAGCGCCUCCCUCGACAACUGAAAACUUGCGUGAGAGAAAAGUUUUUUUUUACAUUAUGGAUGCAUUCUUUCAAGAAAACAGAGAUUCUUACAUUAAUCAGGUCGCUGCUUUCAAACCUUCUCGUGAUCAUUCCAAGGAUGAUGGCGGCGAGUCAGGAGGAGAUACACUAAUUGCCGCACGCGUGCGGCCGUUGCUCCCAAAGGAGAUUGAAGAGAACGAAGUUUUAGGUAUCAGGGUACGGCCUGAAUCAGGAUUUGCAGAUGUCCAUGAAUUACGGCGCAAGGUCAAUGGACAGUCAGCAUUAAGUUCUUCCAGUUUUCGACUUGACAAGGUCUAUGGUCCGAAUCAGACAUCGAAGGAUGUCUACAAUGGCCUUGUCGCACCGUUGGUUCCAUGGGCAUGGGGAGGCGGCAUUAGUACUCUGUUUGCCUACGGGCAGACAGGAUCUGGAAAGACGUACAGCGUGAGCGAGCUGGAGAGAUUGGCUGCUGCAGAACUUAUGCGUGGAAACCUUGAAGGAAACCGUGAUGUUUACAUUUGCGCGUUUGAGCUUGUCGGGAAGGAAGCUUUUGACCUCCUGAACGAUCGCCGGAAGAUAGUUGUUAUGGAAGAUGCCUUUGGCGAAUCCCAGCUCGUAGCUGCUGUCGAGGAAAAGCCAACCACCGCAGAAGAACUUAUUUCGCAUAUCGAGCGCAGCAUGUCAUUUCGGAAGAGCGCACCCACUUCUAAAAACGAUAGCUCGUCUCGCUCUCACGCGGUCUGCCGUAUUAGGAUCGUCAAUAAAGAUGUUGUUGACGCUCCAGAUGGCCUGCUCUUCCUCGUCGAUCUGGCUGGUAGCGAGGUGGACAGGGAUACAAAGGAGCAUAACAAAGACCGAAUGAAGGAGACUCGUGAUAUCAACGUGUCUCUUUCAACACUCAAGGAUUGUAUCCGGGGAAGAGCCAUGUGGAAUAUGACGGAUGGUGUUGCCACAAACAAGAGAGCGAUGAAUGUUCAUGUUCCAUUUCGGAGCAGCGUUCUUACAAAGGUGUUGAAGCAUGUCUUCGAUUUGAAGGGCGACCGAUACUGUAGGACAGCUGUGUUGGCAUGCGUCAAGGCUAAUGCAGCAGACGCUGGACCAAGUAAGAAUACACUGCGAUAUGCCGAGUUACUUCGAGUAGCCGUUCCGAAGGCCAAGCCUGCGCCAUACAAUAUCAACAUACCGAGUACCUGGUCUCAUCAAUCUCUGACGGAAUGGAUUGAGAAAAACUCUGGGAGCCCGGCGGUCUCCUCCUCCAUUCUCGCCCCAACGGAAAAUGGGGUUCAGCUUUGCAAGCUUCCAAAAGGAGAGUUCGUCUCUCGCUGUCUCAAGACUCCAAACAUCUCCCCCGAGCACGCCCGCGCCUUCUAUGACAAGCUCUGGCGAUUACACAUAGACUCGCGCACAGCCAGAAGCGCUGCUCCAUCCGAAGUCAGCUCUGCCAUAGCGUCAGAAGACGAGGCGUCUCAAAAGCCAACGGCACCCUUUCAGGAACGCCUCCAAACCGGAAUGAUUGUGCGUGUCAAACGGCGAUGGAAGGCAGAUUCACUCCAACAUGCCAUGAUUCUCUGUCCUGAGGGGGCAUUUGAGAACGACCCGGAGACGAGACAGGAGAGUAUGGGCAAGAAGAGGUAUAUUUGCGCUCAGAUUUUUGGGGCUGUCAUGGCGGAUGCGUAUAAUCUGUCAAUGGAGUCGAAGAAGGUCAUUGCGGUGGAAGAUAUGGAGGCGGAGGUCUCCAUGGAAUGGGAUGCACCGACUCGGUAUUGGUUCAUGACGAUUUAGGGAAUGCAAAAGGGAGAAUAGAGUAGAAACAGUCGCAAAUCUCGUUAGAAGUCUGAGUAGGUUAAUACACGAAACCCUUCUUCCUAGAUGAUAGAGCUAUUGAGCGACUCAGCGAGUGCGUGCCGAUGGCUGAGGGGAAGGCAAGGGGUGUAGCGAGGACAUCUUGAGAGCAGGAGUUGUCUGCUGGUAGAGGUUGGUGGUUGCAUAUGCCCUGUUAUGCGUAUCCUUGCUGCUGGAGGGACUUCGACUUGGGGGUGUGUUGCACGAGCCGCACUGCCAUCUUGCCGGUAAUCAAGAUGAAAUUUGGCGUCAAAGAAGUAUCAGCAAUUGAUAACGAAAAACAAUGACGAGCGAAGAAGUCACUGAGAGCUUCACCUCGAAGCG
This is a messenger RNA of Hyaloscypha bicolor E, 2186 nucleotides long. RefSeq names its product diatom spindle kinesin 1. Bases 57 to 1802 code for a protein of 581 amino acids. Gene Ontology annotation, molecular function: microtubule binding; microtubule motor activity; ATP binding. NCBI's taxonomy places the organism in Eukaryota, Fungi, Ascomycota, Leotiomycetes, Helotiales, Hyaloscyphaceae. The record is from RefSeq and is a predicted model, not a curated record. Gene Ontology annotation, biological process: microtubule-based movement. The transcript has 4 exons.